CCUGCUUUCCUCACCAACUGGAAGUCAAGGUCACGUUUCAAUCUAGCGUAUGCAGUAUGAUGUAACCGUAUUCGUACGAGGCCGAGAAAUAACCGAAUGAACAGUUUCACUUCGGUGACGCCAAAAUUAAACGUUGGCACCUCCAGGGUUCUCUCUUCUACGGCCUCCGGCCGGCGCGCAGAGAGUGCUGACUUCGAAACAGAAACUUUGAGUCAGUACUGCUAUGGUCUCUUUCGUACCUAGACCUAUACCUACAACUGAACCGGACUCAUCUACGUUUAACAAUCUGCUCGACAACGUUUAAGGUUAAACAAUCAGUUUGAUUGACAAUUAUUUGUUCAGUGAUAAGAACAUUUUGUUUUGCUUGUAACAGACAGAACUGAACGUGGAUAAGUGAUAGUGCAGUUUGUCCCACCAGACAAGCUAGUAAAACAUGUGAUGGUUAAUGCUGUUACCAUUUCAAGAAGUCGUCAUGGAGUGAGGAAACUAUUUUGUAAAAAGGACUUUUCAUAUCACUCAACUCUAUAAUUUAAGCUUUCUUAUUGAUAAAGAUUUUGUACCAUACAAGGUAUCAUUGUCCAGUUUCACAAUGCAACAUCACAAGGAUGCAUUUAUUGACCUCAUGGGUGGCUCCAUGGGAGGAGUUGCCUGUGUGUAUGUUGGUCAGCCAUUAGACACUGUAAAAGUAAAGAUGCAGACAUUCCCAGAACUUUACAAAGGAAUGGUCGGCUGCUUUCUUCAGACAUUCAAACGAGAUGGCAUACGUGGCUUGUAUGCUGGAACUGUACCUGCCCUGGCAGCAAAUAUUGCUGAGAAUUCUGUUUUAUUUGCUUGCUAUGGAAUCUGCCAGAAAGCAGUUGCGUAUGGUACUGGUGCAAAGAGUGUCCAAGACUUGUCUGUUUUGAGUAAUGCAACAGCAGGAUUCUUUGCUGCAUUCUUUUCUUCACUCACCCUGUGCCCAACAGAAUUAGUGAAGUGUCAGCUUCAGGCACUGAGAGAAGUGGCUUUGGCACAGAACAGAGAACCGGAUCGCAUUGGACCUUGGCAACUUACACGCCAGAUAUUAAAGAGUGAUGGUGUUCCAGGAAUGUUCCGUGGUUUAACUUCAACAUUCGCCAGAGAAAUGCCAGGUUACUUCUUCUUCUUUGGUGGUUAUGAAGCUAGUAGAGAACUCAUGCGACCACCGGGAAAAACAAGAGAUGAAAUUGGACCUUGGAGAACAAUGUUGGCAGGUGGCUUUGCGGGUGUCACUCUUUGGGUCGCCAUCUUUCCUGCAGAUGUUGUUAAGUCUCGUAUCCAGGUAGCAGGAUCCACGGAACCCAUGAUGAAAGUAUUUAAGAAUAUAGUGAGACAAGAAGGUGUUCUUGCACUGUACAACGGUUUGGGACCUACAAUUGUGCGCACGUUUCCAGCCACUGCUGCAUUAUUCUUGGCCUAUGAAGCAACAAAGAAAUUCUUGCACAAUUUAAUGGAUUAAAUUGGAGAGUUUUCUUUAAUAUUCAUUAACAAUUUAUCCUGUCUUCCAUUUCUUCCCAAAAAGGGAGUUAAGGUACCUUUCCAGAAAAUGGGUAUUACUCUACCUAGUAAACCAAACCAUUUAAUAUAUAAACAUCCUUGGUUUGCUUGAUUUAGUCACUACAAAUUAGUCACGUUGUGCCAGUUUAGGUUAAGGAAGAUUACAUUGAAAUGAAAUAUUUUGCAUAAGUCACUCAGUAGGUUAUGAGCUAAACAGUCUUCAUAAUGUAGAAACUUACACAAGCUUUAAAUCUCAAUAAUUACCAGAAACUUUUGUUCAUGAUCAUAGAUUUUUGAAGUCUGGUGAACUCAGGUUAUAUUUUGUGAGUUCAAAUGUGAAAUUCAGUACAAUGGAAAUUAAUUUAACUAUGCAUUAAUGAAUCCACUUUGAGGUUGAACUUUUUCAUUCGUGAGAUAUUUUCAUAAACACAUUUAAAGGAGUUCAGUUGAUACAGUAAAUGAGAAAAUUCUGUAUAGGUUUCUCCUUAGUCAUUGAUCUUUAUGUUAGCCUAGAUUGUUCAGUUGAAAUUGUUAAAUUUCUCAUUAAAUAUUUCUGCUGCGUAAAUUUAA
Macrobrachium nipponense is the source of this 2085-nucleotide messenger RNA. RefSeq names its product mitochondrial ornithine transporter 1-like. Gene Ontology annotation, molecular function: L-ornithine transmembrane transporter activity. Gene Ontology annotation, cellular component: mitochondrion. Lineage: Eukaryota; Metazoa; Arthropoda; Malacostraca; Decapoda; Palaemonidae. The transcript has 8 exons. The record is from RefSeq and is a predicted model, not a curated record. Gene Ontology annotation, biological process: mitochondrial L-ornithine transmembrane transport. The coding region runs from base 590 to 1477 and encodes 295 amino acids.